AUGUCUGAUUUAAACAAGAAGCUAGAAACACUUUCAUUACAAUUUUCCAACCACCAAUCAUCACUAAACGACUUAAUAGCAUCACGAUCAACAUUGGAAACGCAGUAUCAAGAAAAUAAAAUCGUUGAACAAGAAUUUACCAACUUGUCUGAAUCCGACAAGAUAUAUAAACUUACGGGGCCCGUAUUAUUACCCCAAGAUUAUGCUGAGGCGUCAAUGAAUGUUAAUAAGCGGAUUGAGUUUAUUACAGGGGAGAUUAAACGAGUUGAAACCAAGAUUGAAGUUGAGGAAGGCGAGAUGGAGAAGAUUCGUGGUGAGAUAAUUGCGCUUAGAACCCAACAAAGUUAG
Molecule: messenger RNA, 348 nt
Organism: Lodderomyces margitis
Lineage: Eukaryota; Fungi; Ascomycota; Pichiomycetes; Serinales; Debaryomycetaceae
Gene: YKE2
Product: tubulin-binding prefolding complex subunit
Exons: 1
Coding region: 1-348 (115 amino acids)
Biological process (GO): protein folding; chaperone-mediated protein complex assembly
Cellular component (GO): prefoldin complex; cytoplasm
Molecular function (GO): protein-folding chaperone binding
Source: RefSeq, a predicted model, not a curated record